AUGAGCAAAUCAAUAGACAUCUCUCAGUCAAUCCUUUAUCCCAAGUGGUUCGGGGGUUCUGCAUCAUGCAUGGCGGUCCUCGUUUCUCACCCUUUGGACUUGAUUAAGGUCAGGAUGCAAAUGGAGCAGGGUGGUGUGAAAGCUGGGACACUCAAUACUUGCAUUCGAAUCGUUCAAGGAGAGGGCGUACUUGCGCUUUAUAACGGGCUUUCAGCAGGUUUUAUGAGACAGUUAACAUAUGGCUCAGUCCGCAUCGGCCUCUACGAGACACUAAAAGAACAAACCAAAGCGAACAACAUUCCCACCCCCCCACCAGUUCUUGGUCUAUUAGCAGGAAUCUCUGGAUUUAUUGGCGCGAUCUUCGGCAACUCCUCAGAUAUAGGCAACAUCCGCAUGCAAAAUGACGGUUCACUACCUCCUCAUCUUCGUCGCAAUUACCGGCACAUAUUCGAUGCGUGGAGACAGAUCAAGCACCAAGAAGGAUGGAAGGCCUUUGGACAGGGGUUGUGGCCGAAUGCUUUCCGCUGUGGUAUGAUGACCAGCUGCCAGCUUGCAUCAUAUGAUGGUUUUAGGGAUCUGAUAGUGGCAACUACUGGCAUUCAUAACGAUCAUCCCGGUUUGCAUUUAUCGGCGUCGUUCUUGGCGGCGCUGGUUGCUACAACGCUCUGCAGUCCCAUUGAUGUGAUUAAGACUCAUUUAAUGGGGUCUUCAAGCAAGCAAGGCAUAUUGUAUGUGAUGAAGGAUCUUACAACCGCAGAAGGAAUGAGAUGGAUCUUUCGAGGGUGGACGCCCGGUUUUGUUCGGCUGGGGCCACAAACUAUGGCAACGCUGAUUCUUUUGGAGCAGCAUAAGAGGUUAUAUAGGGAUUUCAAAGAAACGACAGAUACUCGGAAAAUCGCACUCUAA
Molecule: messenger RNA, 906 nt
Organism: Penicillium samsonianum
Lineage: Eukaryota; Fungi; Ascomycota; Eurotiomycetes; Eurotiales; Aspergillaceae
Exons: 4
Coding region: 1-906 (301 amino acids)
Biological process (GO): phosphate ion transmembrane transport; thiosulfate transport; malate transmembrane transport
Molecular function (GO): oxaloacetate transmembrane transporter activity; malate transmembrane transporter activity; succinate transmembrane transporter activity
Source: RefSeq, a predicted model, not a curated record